This is a messenger RNA of Capsella rubella, 1198 nucleotides long. Its product is annotated as 50S ribosomal protein L4, chloroplastic. The coding region runs from base 73 to 924 and encodes 283 amino acids. Lineage: Eukaryota; Viridiplantae; Streptophyta; Magnoliopsida; Brassicales; Brassicaceae. The transcript is spliced from 2 exons. Gene Ontology annotation, molecular function: structural constituent of ribosome. Gene Ontology annotation, cellular component: ribosome. Gene Ontology annotation, biological process: translation. The record is from RefSeq and is a predicted model, not a curated record.
GGCAUUUGAAAGAGUGGAUAACACUUUCAGUCUUCUUCUUCUUCGUUGUGAUAGUGAGGUCAGGGAACAACAAUGGCUUCCUCUGCAACAGCUCCAAAUUCGCUAUCUUUCUUCUCAUCUUCUCUGUUUCUAUCUUCCUCUCACCAAAUCCCUAAAACCCACAUUUCCGUUUCGAAAUUCGGCUCCGGCAGAGUAUCGAAGCCUCUCUCCGUCGCUUCCCAGCUAGCGACUCUACCAAUCAUCUCAUUCGAAGGGGAGAAGGUUGGAGAGACGUAUCUUGACCUCAAAACGGCGCCGGAAGAUACUGCGCGUGCCGUUGUUCACCGAGCCAUCGUGACGGACCUGCAGAACAAGCGGCGAGGUACUGCGUCGACGCUGACUCGUGCUGAAGUUCGUGGUGGUGGAAUCAAACCUUACGCACAGAAGAAAACUGGUAACGCGAGGCGUGGAUCUCAGAGAACGCCGUUACGUCCCGGUGGAGGUGUGGUAUUUGGGCCGAGACCUAAGGAUUGGUCAAUUAAAAUCAAUAGGAAGGAGAAGAAGCUGGCUAUAUCGACGGCGAUUUCGAGUGUGGCUUCUGCGGAAGGUGGUGCCAUAGUGGUGGAGGAAUUUGGGGAGAAGUUUGAGAAGCCGAAGACGAAAGAUUUCUUAGCUGCAAUGAAGAGGUGGGGAUUGGAUCCUAAGGAGAAAGCUAUGUUUUUGAUGAUUGAUGUGGAUGAGAAUGUCGCCAAAUCAAGUAGGAACAUUGGAACGUUGAGAAUGUUGACGCCUAGGACGCUGAAUCUGUUUGACAUUUUGAACUCUGAGAAGCUUGUGUUGACUCCUGCGGCGGUUGAGUUCCUGAAUGCGAGGUACGGUGUUGAUGCGUUGGAAGAGGAGGAUGAAGAUGACGCUGAGGAAGGGUCAGAGGAAGCUGAAGAAUGAGUAGCACCGUAGUUCCAAGAUUGCUUCAAGUGUGGCUUAUGAGAUUAAUCUUCAGUACAUGUUUUUUUACUCUUCUUGAUGAGGUCUUCUCUUUCCUUUUUGUGGUAUAACAAGAGAAAUGUGCAUUUAUUUUUAGAGUUUUCAUAGAGAUCAUCCUCAAUUUCUUUUGUUAAAGUGCUUUGUGCUCAGCCCUCUUCGAUCAUGAGUCAAACCAUACGAUCUAAAAACCUCGAGAAUGUAGGCAUCUCUUAUUGAUUCAACUGUGUUGGUUUUA